AUGCCAUCGCGGGCACACAGUGGGCUCUAUUUGCAUAAUGCUGUUGGGGGCCCUGUGCUUCUCUUGAACCCGAAUGCAGCAAGAGGGAGGAAGCAAUUAUUAAGCUGUAGACAUUGGCAAGCAGAGAGACCUCAGAUAGAUUUCGCCUCCAAACCUCAUUCACCGCCCGGGCUGCUCAUUACCCAAGGCCUGGAUCCCAGGCUGACAGAGGAUCUGAGGGCCAGGAAAAUCAGUGAGUUGUUUUCUCCAGGUUCUGUCUAGAGCCAGGCCCAGGCCGAAUGUGGGUGA
Messenger RNA from Rhinolophus ferrumequinum (greater horseshoe bat), 288 nucleotides. RefSeq lists its product as uncharacterized. The record is from RefSeq and is a predicted model, not a curated record. The transcript has a single exon. NCBI's taxonomy places the organism in Eukaryota, Metazoa, Chordata, Mammalia, Chiroptera, Rhinolophidae.